AUAUAUUUGUAUUAAAAGUUAAACUACACGAAGGCUCUGAGCUCGACUCCAAUGGCUCUGUUCCGCCUUUGUAAAGCUACACGCAGGCUCCGAGCCUCCACCCUCUCUCUUCAAUUGACCCGACCCGUAUUAUCUCCCCCAAUUCCAAACCCUAAAACCCCAUCUCACUCUUCUUCACAAUCAUUCACUACCAAUCUCUUCAAUGCACUCCCCACACACACUUGUUGCCUCCCUAAUUGCAUAUAUAUACAAGAAAAUCACAACUUCAGGGCUUUUAAUUCGACCCAAUUGGUGAAGAAUGCUGGCAUAUCAACAUUGGGUUAUGAGAAAAAAGACGAGAAUGAGAAAAAGGAGGAGAGUAAAAUAAAGGGGUGUUCUUGGAUUGAUUUGUAUUUGCCGAAAAAUUUGGCGGGUUAUGCUCAUUUAGCUAGGUUGGAUAAGCCUAUUGGGACUUGGUUACUUGCUUGGCCAUGUAUGUGGUCCAUAAAUUUGGCAGCAUCGCCUGGGAGCUUUCCUGAUUUUAAAAUGAUGGCCCUAUUUGGUUGUGGGGCUUUUCUGCUAAGAGGUGCAGGAUGCACAAUAAAUGAUCUCCUUGACCGUGAUAUUGAUACAAAGGUAGAACGCACAAGGUUGAGACCAAUUGCAAGUGGUGCUUUGACAAGGUUUCAAGGGCUUUGUUUUCUUGGAAUCCAACUGUUUUUGGGUCUUGGCAUCCUCCUUCAAUUGAAUUCUUAUAGUCAAAUGUUAGGAGCUUCAUCCUUGCUUCUGGUCUUUACUUAUCCUCUCAUGAAGCGGUUUACAUUUUGGCCUCAAGCCUAUCUUGGUUUAACUUUUAAUUGGGGUGCUUUGUUGGGAUGGGCUGCUAUUAGAGGAAGUCUUGAUCCUACCAUAGUGUUCCCACUUUACCUUUCUGGAGUGUGUUGGACACUUGUCUAUGAUACCAUAUAUGCGCAUCAGGAUAAAGAAGACGAUAUGAAAGUAGGUGUUAAAUCCACUGCUCUCCGGUUUGGGGAUACCACGAAAGAAUGGAUUAGCGGGUUUGGAACAGCUUGCAUUGGUGGCCUGACUCUUAGUGGAUUUAAUGCUAAUAUUGGAUGGCCAUACUUCAUAUUUCUAACGGCUGCCUCCGGCCAAUUAGCAUGGCAGAUUUGGACGGUUGACCUAUCAUCCCGAGCUGACUGUAAUCGAAAGUUUGUAUCCAAUAAGUGGUUUGGCGCAAUGAUAUUCAGCGGAAUAUUAUUUGGACGACUGAUGCCAUAAAUUAUAAGAUAUCGGCCUUUAAAUUAUCGUCAGGCACUUGGCUAUGUGUUAUCUUUUAAUCAGAUUUCAAUUGGUAAUUGGUGUCCAUGCUGCACACAUCCCAAAUCUCCAAGCUGCCAUAUCAUGUUGCAAAACUGAUCUGCAUUUGCUUGUAAGGCCCGAGAGUGGAACAGAACUUUAUGAAAGUGCUUCCAAUGAUCAUAUCAUUAUACUGAAAAUUGAUAGGUUUAAUUACAAAAGCAUAUAUAUAUAUGUGCUAUAGUAAUCUCAGAAACAUUUUUUGUCAACCACUUCAGGCCCCUUAUCUGAGUGGACUAAUAUACUAAUUCUUUAUGAGCUCAUUGAUCUGUUUUCUAGGUGAUUGUAACAUUCAUUGGUUUUUGUUAAGAAUAUAAAUGUAGAGGAAGGUACAAGCUUGAUGAAAUUAUUGUUCACUCGGCA
This is a messenger RNA of Daucus carota subsp. sativus, 1701 nucleotides long. RefSeq names its product 4-hydroxybenzoate polyprenyltransferase, mitochondrial. Gene Ontology annotation, cellular component: mitochondrial inner membrane. Lineage: Eukaryota; Viridiplantae; Streptophyta; Magnoliopsida; Apiales; Apiaceae. Gene Ontology annotation, molecular function: prenyltransferase activity. The transcript has 9 exons. The coding region runs from base 52 to 1260 and encodes 402 amino acids. Gene Ontology annotation, biological process: ubiquinone biosynthetic process. The record is from RefSeq and is a predicted model, not a curated record.